Molecule: messenger RNA, 1794 nt
Organism: Verruconis gallopava
Lineage: Eukaryota; Fungi; Ascomycota; Dothideomycetes; Venturiales; Sympoventuriaceae
Product: bifunctional purine biosynthesis protein ADE17
Exons: 6
Coding region: 1-1794 (597 amino acids)
Biological process (GO): 'de novo' IMP biosynthetic process
Cellular component (GO): cytosol
Molecular function (GO): IMP cyclohydrolase activity; phosphoribosylaminoimidazolecarboxamide formyltransferase activity
Source: RefSeq, a predicted model, not a curated record
AUGAGUGACUCUAAGAGAAAGACCGCCAUUUUGUCCGUCUACGAUAAGACCGGCUUGUUAGACCUCGCGAAUGGGCUGCUUAAGGCUAAUGUGAGGCUGCUUGCCUCUGGCGGAACAGCUCGAAUGAUUCGGGAGGCAAACCUACCGGUCGAAGAUGUUUCCGCCAUCACAAAGGCACCUGAAAUGCUAGGUGGCCGUGUAAAGACGCUUCACCCUGUUGUCCACGGAGGCAUUCUGGCCCGGAACUUGGAAUCCGACGAAAAGGACCUCGAAGCGCAAGGAAUCUCCAAGGUGGACUUUGUCGUCUGCAACUUAUAUCCGUUCAAGGAGACGGUGGCGAAGAUUGGCGUCACGAUACCCGAAGCCGUUGAGGAGAUCGACAUCGGAGGCGUGACUCUGCUGCGAGCUGCCGCAAAGAACCAUGAUCGCGUCACUAUUCUCAGUGACCCAAGCGACUAUCCAGACUUUCUGAAGGAGCUUGAAGCCGGUGAAAUUUCACAGAAGAGCCGCCAGUUGUAUGCUCUGAAGGCCUUCUCGCAAACAGCGGAAUACGAUACUGCCAUCUCAAGCUACUUUCGAAAGGAGUAUGCGGGUGAUGGCUCGCAGCUGAUCACCCUGCGCUACGGCGCCAAUCCACAUCAGAAGCCUGCGACUGCCUCUGUCACAGAAGGUAAACUGCCAUUCAAGGCUCUGGCCGGCUCCCCUGGCUAUAUCAACCUUCUUGAUGCGCUGAAUGCUUGGGCUCUGGUAAAGGAGCUUGACGAGGCUACCGGCAUGGCCGCUGCAGCUAGCUUCAAGCACGUUUCCCCAGCCGGUGCUGCGAUUGGCGUACCUCUCAGCGAAGUUGAGGCAAAGGUUUACAUGGUAAAUGAUAUAGACGGGCUCAGCAGCUCACAACUUGCGCAAGCAUACGCACGAGCACGAGGGGCAGAUCGUAUGUCCAGCUUCGGCGACCUAAUCGCCCUUUCACGAGAAGUCGACGUUCCCACCGCGAAGAUCAUUUCACGAGAAGUCUCCGACGGUGUGAUUGCUCCAGGAUACGCGCCAGAAGCUCUUGAGAUUCUGGCAAAGAAGAAGGGAGGCAAGUAUCUUGUGCUGCAAAUGGACAAAGACUAUGAGCCACCAGCGCUGGAAACAAGGACCGUGUACGGCGUGAACCUGUCUCAACAUCGCAACGACGCCAAGAUCGUGCCGAAAGAAACAUUUGGAAAGAUUCUCGUCCCUGCGAAUGCCAGCGCGCUGCCAGAGUCGGCACUGAGAGACUUGACCGUGGCUACCAUCGCUCUCAAAUACACGCAAUCGAACUCAGUGUGCUACGCGCUCAACGGACAGGUGAUCGGCCUUGGAGCGGGCCAGCAAUCGCGAAUUCACUGCACAAGAUUGGCAGGCGACAAGGCGGACAACUGGUGGAUGCGUUUCCACGAACGCACUCUGAACUUGAAGUUCAAGCAGGGAGUAAAGCGACCAGAGAAGAGCAACGCGAUCGACCUUCUUUGCAGCGGCCAGGUUCCGAAGAGCGGUGUCGAGCGGGACGACUUCGAGCUCAACUUCGAAGAAGUGCCCGAACUCUUCACCGCGGAAGAGCGAGAGCAAUGGCUGCAGAAGCUGAGUGAAGUCGCAGUCAGCUCUGAUGCUUUCUUCCCCUUCUCAGACAACAUCUAUCGCCUCGCCCGCAGCGGUGCAAAAUAUGCCGCUGCUCCGACUGGCAGCGUUAAUGACGAGGCCGUGUUCAAAGCCGCAGAGAAGCUUGGUGUUACUUUCGUCGAGCAGCAUCUCCGGCUCUUCCACCACUGA